Messenger RNA from Corythoichthys intestinalis (scribbled pipefish), 6984 nucleotides. It is a transcript of the gene slc7a1a, whose product is annotated as solute carrier family 7 member 1a. Gene Ontology annotation, cellular component: plasma membrane. The transcript is spliced from 13 exons. Gene Ontology annotation, molecular function: L-arginine transmembrane transporter activity; L-lysine transmembrane transporter activity; L-ornithine transmembrane transporter activity. The record is from RefSeq and is a predicted model, not a curated record. The coding region runs from base 3725 to 5659 and encodes 644 amino acids. Gene Ontology annotation, biological process: L-arginine import across plasma membrane; L-ornithine transmembrane transport. NCBI's taxonomy places the organism in Eukaryota, Metazoa, Chordata, Actinopteri, Syngnathiformes, Syngnathidae.
GCGGCAUGAGUUGAGCCGAGUCGUGACUUGAACAUUGUCAUUACCCGGGUAAUGACAAGCAUGAUGUUUACUCUCGGUCCGUUCCUCAUUGCGUCCCAAAGACCGCGAUGACUGUGUUUUAGUUCAGCUUUACUUGACAUAUUUCAAUAAUCGGGAAUUUGUAUGUUUAUGAAUCGUUCUCGAAUCUUCCACGGCUGAAUCGCGAAUAAUCUAAGAAUCGGAAAUUCUGCACACCUGUAGACAUGUUUGACAUGUUUAACUUUCAACUUAAAAAAAAAAAAAGUGUUUUAUUUAUUUGGGGUUUUUUUUCGGAAUCGGAUAGGGACAAAAUCAGGGGACUCAGAAUGCGAUCGGGACAUCCCUAGUCAAUAAACAUAACUGCUGUGAUAAGCUGUGACCAGCCCUUGAACAAAGGGAGAAGGCUUCUAUAUUAACUUUGAAGGCAUCAUGCAUAUUAGCCCAAAAACAUUAUUAAAAAAACGAUUUCAAUAUUAGGCAAGGCAAGGAAAAUUUAUUUAUAUAGCACAAUUCAACACAUGGCAAUUCAAAGUGCUUUACAUUACAUGAAGAUCAUAAAAAUCACAUUAAAAUCAAAAGAACGUAAAAACAAAGACAAUCGAAAUAGGAAAUGAAAUUAUACGUAAAAAUCACAUUUAAUCACGAAUAGAAUUAAAAAAUAGAUAAAUAAAAAAUAAAUAUUACUACUACUACUACAGCUAAUAAUUGAACUCAGCAAUGGAGAUAAGCACAAGAGGAAUAGAAAGCAAAUAGAUUGAAAUAUAUAGACAGUUAUGGAUAUGCAGUGGUAAACAAAAGCAUUUUUAGCCCUGAUUUAAAGGAUCUAACAGUUUGAGCAUACUUCAGACCUUCAGGUAACUUGUUCCAGAGGUGAGGAGCAUAGUAACUAAAUGCUGCAUCACCCUGCAUGGUCCUAGUUCAUGGAACAUACAGGAGACCAGUUCCAGAUGACCUCAGCGGUCUAGAUGUUUCAUAGGAAUCUACCAAAUCAAGCAUGUGUUUUGGUCCAAGGCCAUUAAGUGUUUUAUAGACGAGCAGUAGUAUUUUAUAGUCUAUCCUUUGACUCACUGGAAUCCAGUGUAACGAUUUCAAAACCGGUGUAAUAUGGUCCUUGUAGUUAUGAGGACUCUGGCUGCAGCAUUCUGUACAAGCUGCAGCUUCCUGACUGAUUUUUUAUCAAGACCUGUAAAUAUACCGUUGCAAUAGUCCAAUCUGCUGAAAAUGAAUGCAUGCAUAAGUUUUUCCAUGUCUUGGGGAGUCAGAAGCCCCUUUAUUCUGGCUAUAUUUUUUAGGUGGUAAUAAGAUUUAGUGACGGACUUUGGAUGGCUAUCAAAUUUUAGGUCUGAGUCAUUAUCCAAUAUAAUUUAAAAAUCCUUUUAUCAGCCGAUAUUAUCAGCUACCCAAUCAUAUCAAACAACUCUAUUCCCAACGGAAGUAAAUAGAGUUAGAUUUUUCCAGUACACUCGUGGACACAAUUAAUAGUAAUACAGUGGGGCAAAUAAGUAUUUAGUCAACCUAAUUGUGCAAGUUCUCCCACUUGAAAAUAUUAGGGAGGCCUAAAAUUUAUAUUAUUAAUACCCUUCUUUUGGCAAUAACGGAGUCCAAACGUUUUCUGUACCUCUUCACAAGCUUUUCACACACUGUUGCUGGUAUUUUGACCCAUUCCUCCAUGCAGAUCUCCUCUAGAGCAGUGAUGUUUUGGGGCUGUAGUUGGGCAACACGGACUUCCAACUCCCUGCACAGAUUUUCUAUGGGGUUGAGACCUGGAGACUGGCUAGGCCACUCCAGGACCUUGAAAUGCUUCUCACGAAGCCACUCCUUUGUUGCCCUGGCUUGCUGAAAGACCCAGCCAUGUCUCAUCUUCACUGCCCUUGCUGAUGGAAGGAGAUUUUCACUCAAAAUCUCUCGAUGCAUGGCCCCAUUCAUUCUUUCCUUUACACAGAUCAGUCGUCCUGGUCCCUUUGCAGAAAAACAGCCCCAAAGCAUGAUGUUUCCACCCCCAUGCUUCACAGUGGGUAUGGUGCUCUUCGGAUGCACUUCAGUAUUCUUUCUCCUCCAAACACGAGAACCUGUGUUUCUACCGAAAAGUUCUAUUUUGGAUUCAUCUGACCAUAACACAUUCUCCCAGUCCUCUUCUGCAUCAUCCAAAUGCUCUCUAGCGAACCGCAGACGGGCCUGGAUGUGUACUUUCUUCAGCAGGGGAACACGUCUGGCAGUGCAGGAUUUAUGUCCCUGACUGUGGUCCCAGCUCUCUGAAGGUCAUUCAAUAGGUCCCCCCAUGUGAAUCUGGAAUUUUUGCUCACCGUUCGUGUUAUCAUUUUGACGCAGAUUCAGUCAUCCCAGCCUGGUGCAGGUCUACAAUUUUGUCUCUGGUCUCCUUCGACAGCUGGUCUGGGCCAUAGUAGAGUUUGCAGUGUGACUGACUGAGGUUGUGGACAGGCGUCUUUUAUACUGAUAAUGAGUUAAAACAGGUAGCAUUAAUACAGGUAACGAGUGGAACCUCGUUAGACUUCGUUAAAAGAAGUUAGACCUCUUUGACAGCCAGAAAUCUUGCUUGUAUGUAGGUGACCAAAUACUUACUUUCCACCCUAAUUUGGAAAUAAAUUCUUUAAAAAUCAAACAAUGUGAUUUUCUGUAUUUUUUUUCCACAUUCUGUCUCUCAUGGUUGAGGUUUACCCAAUUACAGGCCUCUCUAGUCUUUUCAAGUAGGAGAACUUGCACAAUUGGUGGUUGACUAAAUACUUAUUUGCCCCACUGUAAUAAUUCAGAUUUUUAUUGAUCUUAAUUCAAUGAGUAAUGUGGCUUCAAAAGUAAACACAGCCACAACAAUUGAAGAACGUGAGAAGGGUGCGCAGCCUUCGCCCCCAGUGCGUCUAUUUUAAGUAGGUGAUAAAUGAGGCACAAUGUAUUCUCAAUUCAGUACUCCAUGAGGAGUUUGACCUCCUUCCAUCUGGACACACACAAAACAAGGACACAGCGAGCACGUGUCACAUUUUUUUUUUGUUUUUAUUGACAGGCUCAGUUUGCGAAGCUAGCUUUAGUCUCAGAACGCAUUAUAGUCGUAUAUUAUAUACAUUGCAGCGGAGCGAUAAACACAUUUGAAGACAGUGAACAUGAUGUUCCUGUCCUUUCUGACGCACAAAAUACCUUCCGCACAACACUUUGUUCUGUUUUUAGUGUAAUCAUUACAGCCAUCAAUCCACAUAUCGGUCACAUAGCUGAAAAGAACUCUCGUAUACACUAAAUGUCAAGCAGUGUAUUCUCAAUGCUGCACUUCGAUUGGCUGACAAAGAACACACCCCUGUUUCUCACCUGACACACCUCCGUUGAAAGGCACUACAUCUACUUCCAUGCAGUCAUUAAUAACACAAAUUCUAGUUAAACCUUUCAAGACUCCGCAUAAUUUUUUUUUUUUUUUAAGCGUUUUUUUUUUACAGUGUGUACAGUAGUGCACAACAUCACUCCUGCUUGCAAUAACUGCCAUGUGAUUCCCACGGAUCCGAUUUCGGAACGCUUUAAGAUGCCGCACGCUCCUUCUCGGUAGCUUGUUGUAUUGUGAAACGUGCAAUUUAAUCCUGUUUGGCUAAGGCGCCCAGUGUUUGUCUAUCAGCUGGAGAAGGUCUGUCUAUCAAAAGGCGUGUACUGCUGCUCUCCUGUGAUCCACGAAUCGUUCCGUUCAACCAAUCCUGCAGUCGACUCAAUAGCGAUGGACAAACUAGUGAGAUUUGGGAAGCAGUUACUGAGGGUCAAGGUGGUGGACUGUAACACAGAGGAUUCCCGCCUGUCGAGAUGCCUCAACACAUUGGACCUAGUGGCACUGGGAGUGGGGAGCACGCUGGGGGCUGGUGUCUACGUCCUCGCGGGUGCUGUCGCCAGGGAGAAUUCAGGUCCCGCCAUCGUACUGUCUUUCCUGAUAGCAGCUUUAGCAUCAGUCCUAGCCGGCUUGUGCUAUGCUGAAUUCGGAGCUCGUGUUCCCAAGACGGGCUCGGCUUAUCUUUACUCUUAUGUGACUGUCGGGGAACUCUGGGCCUUCAUAACUGGAUGGAACCUCAUCCUCGCUUAUAUCAUCGGCACGGCGAGUGUGGCCAGAGCAUGGAGCGCUACCUUUGAUGAAUUAAUAGGGAAGCGGAUAGAGGAGUUCUGCCGAGGGUACAUGCACAUGAAUGCGCCGGGAGUACUGGCGGAAUACCCUGAUUUAUUUGCUGUUGUCAUUAUUAUCACCCUCACGGGUCUGUUGGCAUUUGGAGUGAAAGAAUCUGCAAUGGUCAACAAGGUUUUUACAUGUAUCAACAUGCUUGUCCUGUUGUUCAUGGUGGUCUCUGGCCUUGUCAAAGGUACUUUGAAGAAUUGGUACCUGGACCCUGAUGAAAUCCUACAUGCCAGUAAUAGUAGUAACUCAAGUUACAAUUUUACAGACUUCUUACCAACGAGAGAGGAACUUGGUGUUGGUGGCUUCAUGCCAUUUGGUUUCACAGGCGUCCUGUCUGGAGCUGCUACCUGUUUCUAUGCUUUCGUUGGAUUUGACUGCAUAGCAACCACAGGAGAAGAAGCAAAGAACCCCCAGCGAGCCAUCCCAAUCGGCAUUGUGUCGUCACUGCUCAUCUGCUUUGUGGCGUACUUCUGCGUUUCGGGUGCACUCACUCUCAUGAUGCCUUACUACCUGCUCGACAGCAAUAGCCCCCUGCCGGUCGCUUUUAAGUAUGUGGGCUGGGAUGGAGCCAAAUAUGCCGUGGCUGUCGGCUCCCUUUGUGCACUGUCCACAAGUCUACUGGGCUCUAUGUUUCCAAUGCCCCGUGUCAUCUGGGCUAUGGCUGACGACGGGCUGCUUUUCCAGUUCUUGGCCAAGAUCAGCCCGCGCAGCAAAACCCCGCUAACUGCAACCCUCACCUCAGGCAUGGUGGCAGCUAUCAUGGCAUUUCUGUUCGACCUGAAGGAUUUGGUGGACUUAAUGUCCAUAGGUACACUGCUGGCCUACACAUUAGUAGCUGCCUGUGUCUUGGUACUAAGAUACCAACCUGAGCAGACAGGUGUAAUGUAUCAGAUGGCUAACAUGCACGAGGAGAUGGAGCAGAACGAUGGCAGUAUGGGAAUCCUACCCGGCGUGGAGGAGACCUUCCGCUUUAAGACGUUGCUGUUCCCCGACAACCUUGAGCCGUCCUCCCUUUCAGGCUUCACGGUCAACAUCUGUGCCUCUAUUAUGGGCCUGCUGAUCCUACUGUUCAGUGCAUUGGCAGUCCAGGGAGGCUCAGCUACGUGGAACGUUGUGUUUCUCAGUAUCAUCUUCAUCAUGUGCCUCCUCCUCACUUGUAUUGUCUGGAGACAGCCGCAGAGCAAAACAAAGCUCUCUUUUAAGGUUCCGCUGCUUCCCAUUCUGCCGGUGAUCAGCAUGUUUGUUAACGUCUACCUGAUGAUGCAGCUGGACAGAGGCACUUGGAUACGGUUUUCGGUUUGGAUGGUUUUAGGUUUAAUGAUCUAUUUCUGCUACGGCAUCCAUCACAGCGCCGAGGCGACGGCGUCCCGUUCGUCUCCCGAUACGGAGAUGAACGGCUUCAAGCGUGAUUCAGUUUCCACGACGCCCGAAAAGGAGGCCUUCCUUUACAAUGGCAUCGAGGUCAGGGAGGACGACGACGGAGAAUUGUAGGGAGCUUUAUUUUGACCGCGUGUUUAUGUAAUUUGGACUCUAUAUCUCCUAACUAUUAGAGCACGGUUCACAAGAUUGAACGUUGAAAUGAUCACAUUCAAACACAGGACUUGUGAAGCUGCACGCUGCUAUACUGAAUAUUUUUGCUAACGUAUGUUAGCUGUUUUGUAGCUUGUUGCUGACACGAAACCUGUUCAAGUUCCUCGGUGACCAUAAUGUGGGUCAGAUUAUGCUUGCAAAACAGUUGUCAAUGACAUAUUAGAUUUUCUAACAAUGAUACCAACAUAAAUUUGUAUUGAUAGUGUUGGAAAAAUUACCUCUAAAGCGUUAGCAUCGCUAGUUUUUGUCCUUUGUAAAGCAUUCAGUGAAACUUGAUUACAUGAAUAAUAGGGUUGUUCCGAUCAUGUUUUUUUGCUCCCGAUCCGAUCCCGAUCGUUUUAGUUUGAGUAUCUGCCGAUCCCGAUAUUUCCCAAUCCGAUUGCUUUUUUUUUUUUUUUGCUCCCGAUUCAGUUCCAAUCAUUCCCGAUAUUUUUUCCCGAUCAUAUACAUUUUGGCAAUGCAUUAGGAAAAAAAUGAAUAAAACUCGGACGAAUAUAUACAUUCAACAUACAGUAGAUAAGUACUGUAUUUUUUUACUAUGAAAAGAAAUCCUCAAAAUGGCAUUUACAUUAUUAACAUUCUUUCUGUGAGAGGGAUCCACGGAUAGAAAGACUUGUAAUUCUUAACGGAUAAAUGUGACUUUGUAUAUUGUGACUAAAUAUUGCCAUCUAGUGUAUUUGUUGAGCUUUCAGUGAAUGAUACUGCAGCCAUUCAACCAAAAUGCAUGAUGGGAAGUGCAACCAUGACUGCGUAGGGGCACCAAUUGAUAUAUCUUCUCUGCGUUGGGAAAGAACAUAGGGUUAAGAAAAUGAUCAACUACCACCUUUCUUCCUCACAUUGCCUCCCACGUAAAUUUUAAUUGCUGAGAGAGAGAAUGCAAGGCUUUAGCCAUUUAAAAAAAGGCUUCAAAGGCUAUCAAAAUUCUCUCUACUCAUUAUACGCUUCGAUUAGCUCUAUAUAUUGGCAAAACGGCGCCCUUAUGGAUUGAACGCGACAAUGCAUGAGUGGGACGUGCUGCGCAUGCGUUAAUUAUUUAACGUGAUUAAUUAAGAAAAAAUAAUUACCGCCGUUAACGCAAUAAAUUUGAUAGCCCUACUUCAAGCCAAAACUACUCUGGAUGAGUGUAAGAUAUUUUGUCUGUAACGUUAUAUACAAUUAGAAAACGAUUUAAAUUAAAAAAAUAUAUAUAUGUAUAUAUAUAUAUAUAUAUAUAUAUAUAUAUAUAU